Molecule: messenger RNA, 3521 nt
Organism: Dicentrarchus labrax (European seabass)
Lineage: Eukaryota; Metazoa; Chordata; Actinopteri; Moronidae
Gene: tnfsf10
Product: TNF superfamily member 10
Exons: 6
Coding region: 125-976 (283 amino acids)
Biological process (GO): immune response
Cellular component (GO): membrane
Molecular function (GO): tumor necrosis factor receptor binding
Source: RefSeq, a predicted model, not a curated record
CUGCUUGCAGGAGACGGGCAGGGUAGAAGUCAAGGAGUCAGCUCUCUGCCAUUGUUCUUGUUCUGGAAGUCUGGGAACGGGACGGGACGACGCUGGACGGGUACCGGACGGCGGGUCUGUCGUUAUGACGGGCUCCGGUCCGAAGCUCGGGGUCCUGCUGCUGCUGGCGGUUCUGCUGCAGACUGUGGUCGUCACCAUCACGGUGCUGCACUUCACCACUGCUCUAAAUUCGAUGAAGGAGACGUUUGCCAGGAGCAGCGUUUCCUGCCUGACGGGAGCUGACCUGCAGAGCAUCACGGCGGUUCGGGGGGAUCCGUGCUGGCAGGUGACUCAGCAGCUUCAUCUGCUCAUCGAGAAGUCUCUCUCUCAGCGCUACCAGAGGCAGAUUUCAUCGGCAGUCAGAGAUGAAGUAUCUCGGGUGCUGCCCUCACUGGUGAUGGUAGACAGGGCUUCACCUCGCCCCAAAGUGGCAGCCCAUGUCACCGGCAGCUUCGUGCCCAAACUGGAACGAGAGGGGGGAGCUCCGGUCGCUGCGGGCCGCCGGGUUCACGGACAGAAGAUCUCGUGGUGGGAGGGGCAGAAGGGGCUGGCCUUCCUCCAGGACGUCCAGCUGGUGGACGGGGAGCUGGUGGUGCCGCAGCCCGGCCUCUACUACGUCUACGCCCAGACCUACUUCAGACACACCCACUCCCUGGAGGAGGAGGGCGAGGACGGCGAGGAGGCGGAGGACAGAGGGAGACCCCUGCUGCAGUACGUCUAUAAAAAGGUGAGCUCCUACCCGGUUCCCAUCCUGCUGAUGAAGACGAGCCGAACCUCCUGCUGGUCCCGGGGCUCCCAGUUCUCCCUGCACUCCGCCCACCAGGGGGGGCUGUUCCCGCUCGGCAGCGGCGACCGCCUGUUUGUCACCGUGACCAACGCCUCUGCUGUGGACAUGGACGAGAAAAGCAGCUUCUUUGGGGCGUUCCUCAUCAGCUAGACUCGGGAUCGCAGGUUGAUCUGGGGGGGGGAACCAACCAGACGCCAUCACGUUGUUUUUAAUGUUUGUGAUGAAUCAGUCUGAGGAAAACAUCAAACUGUUGCAGCCGCGAGAGACUUAAUGAACUCAGAGACUCAAAAACUGCAGCAGCAACUGGUCGGGACAAUCUGUCUCUUUUUUUAAAGAUCACAAACUAAAAAGAAGAAUGUGACAACACUGGUUUCAUGAUUGAUUGACUGAUUUGAUCUGUGUGUGUGUGUGAGAGAGAGAGCCAGUCAAACUCUGUGACUCUACAGACAUUACAAUAUGUACAAACGUGUCUUUAAGGCAGAAUCACAGAGUAUUUAGCUUUUUAAAAGUAAAUUAAAGUGUUGAGCAACAGAUUUUCUAAACUAACCCUUUUUAAGUCCCGCCCCGUUUUUUGCUCUGUCCUCCAAUCGCUAAGAUUUUUUGUCUUUUUUACUAUAAAUCCUUGAAACUGUUGUGCGCACAAAAACAACAAGCGAAAUCAGACAAAAUGACAUUGUUGGUUUCUCAAAAAUCCUACUUUUUUAGGGGGAUUGUCCUCUUUACCUACAAUGCGUAAUAAACUGGUAGCUCACGACUAAUCUGGUGAUAAUCUGCCAUUUGAAAGGUAUUUUCAAACUUCUUCUAAAUCUCACCUUUAACAGCCACAAGGGGGCACUGUUUUUGACAUUGCAAGCUUAGAUAUACGUGUGCCGACCCGGUGCCACCUGUAGGAAAGAAAAGGUUGUAGCAGUUUAGACCUUUUUCUAUAGCUAAUGCUGGAGGAUUCGUUCUUUACUGAGAAAAAACUGUCUCUGAGAAUUGUUUGUACUCGUGAUAAUCCAGCCACAUAAAUGUUAGGUGGAUGUUUGUGUAAAGAUGUAAAUAUUGUGUUAUAUUUUGUGUUUUUAUUUUUCCAAUAAGCCUGUAAAUUCCGAAUCUGGGAGCUCUCCAUGAAUCUGCUCUUCAUUUCCCCCCCUUCAGUGAGCUGUCGAACAUGCACAAACCCAGACAGUCGGGGGAGCGGUUGCCCCGAGGUGUAACAUCACCACCUCUUCCUCCAUGAGUUUUACAGUAAAUUUAAAAAACACUGCUCCUCACUGGGCUGUGUUUUUGUUGGCAGUCUCUCUCUCUCUCUCUCUCUCUCUCUCUCUUUCUUUCUGCUGUCAGUCUUCCAGCAUGUUGGCCCGUCCCUCGCAACCGUUCUCCAAAUGGUGCAUUAAAUGCUCCCCGACGGUUGGCGUUCUUGGGCAUUCAUGUCACGUUGGAUUAACUGCAGAUGUGACAUGCAGACUUUGGAGGAGGAUCAUUCGUGUGGGGAUUAUUUUUCUGUAGCUCGUCUGCCUUCCAUGUGAUUGUGGCCAACACUGCAACAAAAUCCACUAAUGUUCAAGGACGCAUAAACCAAAAAUGACCGGUUACAUUUGACCGAAAGAGAGUGGGAUGAAUCAGUGAUCCUGGAGAUUUAGAUAAUUGUUGUAUGAUAAAAGAAAUCUUAACUCAAGGUCUACUGUCUAGGUUUCUCCUGGGAGAGUUACAGUAUAAGAUGUCAUAUACAACAGUUUCACACAGUUCUUUAUACAUUAAAUUCAAGGGCUUUUUAAAGGAGUUUCCAGGCCCAGUUCCCCUCAAAUUCAAGGACCCAACAGCGCACAGUUUGAGACACGGAUCCAGGUUAAUUACUGAGAGAAACUAAUCAUUUAAAAUGAGAACAAGCAGGCUUUCACAGGCUGCUUUUUUGGAACGGUUGCAGCCUAAAAUGUCCGAUUUCACUGCAGUUUCUCAAGAAAAUUGUGUGAGAAAGUGAAAAUUGCACAAAGUUUCGCAAUAUUUUUUAAUAAUUAGUUACAAAUUGUCUGCAACUUGUUCCAGAAAGAAUAAAAUCAAUAGUCAUUUGGUGAAUUGGGCUCAACAGUGGCUGGGAACUACAAUGAUUCAUCAAAUUUAAGUUGGUUUUCCCUUCAAAUUCACAAACUUUAAAGGAUCUCAAGGGUCUGCGGACACAAUGAUGAAGAAGGCCAUGAGUUGAAAGCUCCAGCACAAACCUAAAAGGGUCAAAGUCGAGUUAAAUUCACUGAAUCUUCCAAUAUCAGCAUCCAAACAUCGUAUUUUCCAACAUGACAUGAAUGCAGCGUUCACUGUAGCACUAAUGUAAAUAUCACUUUUAUUUUUUCUCUUUAAUUUCUGUUUUUGCCACUAAAGUAUAUUUUCUUUAAAUGAUUUUGUUUUUGUUAGUGUUGGUAAUCCACAAAGAUAACAGUGGGAAGUGUACAAAACAUGAUGUCUCCAAUGGAUCGUGGAGGUUUAACAGUAACCUGGGAGACGGAUGUAAACGCAGCCAGUAUGUUCAACCUCCACCUGGAGUCCAGUCUUCUGCUGGACCUCAAACACCUGACAGGCAUCAAACAGUGAACACCUGUACAACAAAUCAGCCGGUAGACGAUCAAACACGAGAUAGACCAAAACUAAAUGUGAAUGUAAAUAAUGAGGAGUUUUUUUUGUCUGUAAAUAUGUGAAAUAAAAGACACUGUAAGAGGAA